AUGACGACCUGGUUUGGUGGCCAGCCAUCGGCUCAUGUUCACUUCCACCUUCAUCCACAUCCACGCCCACGCUCACGCCUGUAUUGCCAUGCAGGCCUCGUCUCUGGAACCCGCAGACGGGAGCCGGCAGCCAAAGCUUGGCGCUGCACGCCCAUUCCAUCUGCGCCUGGACUCUUGGGUGCUUUAUUCACUGCUUCUGGCGUCUCUGAGGGCGCGGGAAGGGGGGGGGCCAACACCUCCGUGUCGAUGUCGCGUGUCAGGGAUCGACGGACCAUAUCUGGCUGCGACGAAAGGAUGGAAAGGGAUCUUGAUGGGGGAGAACAGACCUCAGGAGACAAGGGACACGGCUGGAUGGGAAAAGAGAUUGGAGACGAGGCCAAAGAUACGUCGGGUAAAGAGGCAACAUCCGAUGACAAACUACUGAAAGAGGACACAGGAAAUCCGGACGAAGAAAAACGAAAAACAGCUAAAGUCACAGCACAGACGACUGCCAGCCAGUGGAUGGCGGAUGACAAGAACAAAGCGUGCAAGGACGCACAGGCGUGA
Molecule: messenger RNA, 546 nt
Organism: Sporothrix schenckii 1099-18
Lineage: Eukaryota; Fungi; Ascomycota; Sordariomycetes; Ophiostomatales; Ophiostomataceae
Exons: 2
Coding region: 1-546 (181 amino acids)
Source: RefSeq, a predicted model, not a curated record